Nicotiana tabacum (common tobacco) is the source of this 369-nucleotide messenger RNA. NCBI's taxonomy places the organism in Eukaryota, Viridiplantae, Streptophyta, Magnoliopsida, Solanales, Solanaceae. The record is from RefSeq and is a predicted model, not a curated record.
AUGGAGUAUUCUCAGGCUAAGUGUUUUUCUCGCCCGAUGGGUCAUCGCUUUCAUCCGACGGACAGGGAAGUGCUCAAGUAUCUAAUAGGGUUUGUGAGAGACGACCCACUUCACUCUCAGAAUGAACUCAUGCAGGUGGCGGAUCUCUACGCCGACAAAGAGCCAUGGCAGAUUUUCGAAGUUUAUGAUCAGGGAAACAACAACUACAACAACACUCGUUACUUCAUAACGCCGCAGAAGAAAGAGAAGCCAACGUGGAAAAGAGUUUCAAGAACUGUCGGGAAGGGCACUUGGAAGCCUCAAGGCAAAGGCCGAGAGGUGUUUGAUGAUAAAGGAAGACUCAUGGGNGCCCCUGACAUUAAAUUCUGA